Messenger RNA from Nestor notabilis (Kea), 996 nucleotides. It is a transcript of the gene VSIG1, whose product is annotated as V-set and immunoglobulin domain containing 1. Gene Ontology annotation, biological process: maintenance of gastrointestinal epithelium; epithelial cell morphogenesis. The annotation marks the transcript as partial. Gene Ontology annotation, cellular component: plasma membrane. NCBI's taxonomy places the organism in Eukaryota, Metazoa, Chordata, Aves, Psittaciformes, Psittacidae. The transcript is spliced from 8 exons. The record is from RefSeq and is a predicted model, not a curated record.
AUCUACUAUUAUUCAGAAGGCCAGUCUUACACCUACGGAGAGUUUAAGAACAGGAUAACAGCUGCAACAGGUCCAGGGAAUGCAUCAAUAACAAUCUCCAACAUGCAGCCCUCAGACACUGGUUCCUACACCUGUGAAGUUUUCAGCCCAGAGGGUGAUGCUGGACAGAGUCAAAAAUCCGUGAUUGUCAACGUGCUGGUCAAACCAUCAACACCUUUCUGCAAAAUAGAAGGAACCCCUGAAAAAGGCCAUCUAAUCUACCUCUUAUGCAGAUGUGAGGAAGGAUUGCCUCACCCUACCUACCGCUGGUACAAAGUAGCUGACAAUACUCUCAAGCCUGUGACUGAACAACUCAAUCCAAACACUGGCAUUCUUUACAUUGGCAAUCUCACCACCUUUGAAACUGGGUAUUACCGGUGCAUAGCCAGCAACCUCCUGGGGAACAGUACCUGUGAGCUCGACCUAACUACGAAACAUUCAGAUGGUGGUGUUGUUGCUGGAGCAUUAAUUGGAGCAGUUCUCGCAGCUGCUAUCAUUUGCAUUAUCGUUUGGGUCUUAAGCAAGAAGGCAAAAAAGACAAAGAAGACAUCAAGUAACGAGAUGCAAGAAAUGGCUCAGAAACAAUCUAAUGCAGCCUAUGUUCAGGUACCUAAUGAAGAAAACAUUCCUGCAACCACAGUUCCACCAAGCAAUGCAACAUAUGAAUACCCUAGUGUUGAUGAGACAGCAGCCUCUGGAACACCUGAGAAUGAUGAGAAGCAAGAAGUGGAAAAAGAAGAACUAGCCUAUGACCACCUCACUUUUAAAGUUCCUGAGCCACCAGCAUUCCAGAGUUGUGUAUUCCAGCUGUUCUGGUUUUCAGUUUACUGGAACGAGCAUUCAGGUGAAAGCAUCAAGAGGGAAGUCAGCAAAGCUAAGGAGCACAUAAUCCACAGUGAAACUCCAUCUGAAUUGAAAGUGAUAAACCAAAUUGUACAAUGCUUAAAAAUAAUCUGA